GUUGAGUGUAAGAAGUGCGGGGACGAUUUCACGGCCAGAGCACCAGGCAAAGGCGAGCAACAAGGACUGAAAUUGCUUAAAGCGGACGGUUCGAACUAAGAAAGCCGCGCGAUUCCCGCAGUGGCGGAUGUGGUGCUGCAAUGCGGACCUCCGUAUUUGGCCUUCUUGCAGCCUGUUCGCGAACAGGAGACGAUAUUGCACAAGGACAGUAAACCUCUGGUUCUCGUACACAUCAACGUCAAAAGUCAACUCCACCGGCUUCUACUGCUCCUCUAGAUGAGACGCAGACAGUCACCGACGUAUUUUCUUCAUCGAGACCCGGAUGCACAACGGCCUCAUCCUCGUCCUCGUCUGCGCAUGAUAGUUACCUCCGAGCUCCCGAGCGGAUGGCACUCGCCCUAUCGAUAGAGGCGUCGCGAAUGUCGAAGACUCAUCCAACUGGUUUUUCGGGAGGCUUCACGGCAGCAUUUUUUACAGCCCUUGCCCUACGUGGUGUGCCGGUGGCAAACUGACCCCGAUGCCUCCUGCAAGGCGGCAUUCCCUCUGUGCGGGGAUACAUAGCGGACGGCGAGGGACCGCGAUCACGGCAUGUGAAGGAUGCUGAGGCCGCUUUCACCAGCAAAACCGGUAAUGAUUUCCUUCUUAAAUGGACAUGGAGAUGCGUCAACUGCCAGGAGCGACGAAAGCAAAUAGCGCAUCGCAAGUACAAGAAGCAGAUAUGUCUUCUUGUUCGGAAACAACUUCUGCAACUUCACAUCGAAUUCGCCUGGAUGCAGAGCUCGAUAAGAUUGCAACUAUGGAUAAGUUGUAUGCUGAAAUCGCGAAAAAUUCGUUCAACACAAGCGGCAAAUUUCCUGGCAGCUGUGGCCUUUCCGCUGUGAUGAUUGCCUACGCCGGUUAUCCACAACCUUCUCCGACGGAGAAACUGCCUCAGAAACCAGAAAAACGCAGCGCUGUCUAUAAGACUUUGGUAGUGGUACAGAGAGCGGCACUGCACCGAGGUGACUCCGAUUCCACCGGCAGCAUCGCUCUUUCGUGGUAUGGUGGUCUCUUUAGUUUCCAAGGGGUACCGUCAGCACAUUGCACCGGCAUCGAAUACGCUGGUCGCUGCCGAAAUGUAACACUACGAUUGUCAAAAAUACUCGAAAGACUGGAAAAAAACACUAACUAAAGUUAUGAUUGGAAAAUGACUAGCAGGGAAAAAACUUCAAAUGGUAUGUCAGCAACAGCAAGAACUCCACCAAUCCAAACGGCAAGCAAAUUACGAUUUUGAGCGGCUUAGAAGGCAAAGGAUGAACAAAUACGGGAUCUCUGUCACUCCAACCAGAUUGAGAAGAAGAAUGCGUGUCUAGUAAUGAUCGGGUGCUCAGUUCUGAACUAAAAAACAGAUUCUGCAUUUCAGGUGCUGCUCACAGAUGAAUCGUCCAACGAGUGCAACCACAUGACCAUCUUAACUACAAGACCAAAUGAAAUACCGAUACUCGUCCAGAUAUGGAUGAAUUCCAAUCAAUCAUGUUGUGCUGUAGCACUACAGCCACCGCGUCAGCGCGAAAGAAU
Molecule: messenger RNA, 1557 nt
Organism: Amoebophrya sp. A25
Lineage: Eukaryota; Dinophyceae; Syndiniales; Amoebophryaceae
Source: the annotation of a GenBank genome assembly